Messenger RNA from Papaver somniferum (opium poppy), 2251 nucleotides. RefSeq names its product transcription activator GLK1-like. The transcript has 6 exons. Gene Ontology annotation, biological process: positive regulation of DNA-templated transcription. The coding region runs from base 284 to 1801 and encodes 505 amino acids. The record is from RefSeq and is a predicted model, not a curated record. Gene Ontology annotation, cellular component: nucleus. Lineage: Eukaryota; Viridiplantae; Streptophyta; Magnoliopsida; Ranunculales; Papaveraceae. Gene Ontology annotation, molecular function: transcription cis-regulatory region binding; DNA-binding transcription factor activity.
UAUAUUACUUUCAAACAUCCUAAUAUUAACAUUGCCAUUUUUCCCGGUAACACAUAUAUUGCCGGAAACAGAAACAAAAGAAACACCAUUGCUAUAUCUAUUCUUCUAUCUGAUAUACCUCUAUCUGUCUUUGUAUAUACGUAGAGGUUAUAUCACAUAUAUAUUUACAUUUUAUUAAAGCUUAUGUUUAGUUUUUAGCGUGAUUUAUAUAUAUAAACUAUUGAGGAAUUUUAGUGUUUGUACGUUGGUGGUGGUCGUUUUGGGAUUGAAGAUUUUGGAAUUCAUGCUUGCUUUGGCAUCGUUGAGAAACUGUAGCGAUGAAAGAAAAGGAGCAGAAAACCUUGAGAUGGAGGGUAGUACUUUUUCUAUUGGAGUGGAUGAUGAUUUUUCAACUGGUAACUUACUCGACGAUAUCGAUUUUGAUGACCUUUUUGUCGGUAUGGAUUACGGGGAUGUGUUACCAGAUUUGGAGAUUGACCCAGAGAUUCUUGCUGAGUUCUCAGUUAGUGGAAGUGGUGAAGAAUCUGAAUUUCAUAAUCUAUCAUCAUCAAUAUCAAAUGAUCAGGAAUUUUUAUUCUUCGAUGACGAUAACAAGCAACAUAUUGUUAAAAGAUCAGAAGAAGAUGAAGACAGUGGUUCAGGGUCAGCAGGUUCAUGUUUGAGUAGUAGAGGUGAUGAGAUUGUGAGUAAAAGAGAUGACUCAUCUUCAACAAAAGCGGAUAAUGAUAACCAAUCUCAAAAGGAUUCGAGUAAAUGUCGUAAAUCGACAUCAUCCUCGCAAUCUAAAGGGUCAUCACAAGGAAAACGAAAAGUGAAGGUUGAUUGGACGCCAGAGCUGCACAGGAGAUUUGUGCAAGCAGUGGAGCAACUAGGGAUGGAUAAGGCAGUCCCUUCAAGGAUUUUAGAGAUUAUGGGCAUCGACUGUCUCACUCGCCACAAUAUCGCAAGCCACCUCCAAAAAUAUCGAUCCCAUCAAAAACAUUUGUUAGCUAGAGAGGCAGAGGCAGCAAGUUGGAGCCAAAGAAGACAACUUUAUGGAGGCGGUGGUGCUGCCUCAAGAGGAAAUACUAAUAAUAAGAUUAGAUCUGAACCUCAUCAUCCUCAUCAUAACCCAUGGAUUGCACCAACAAUGGGUUUCCCACCUCCGACACCUCCAAAUCUUUUACAUCCAUAUAGACCUUUGCACGUGUGGGGUCAUCCAACGGUGGAUCCUUCGUCCAUGCACGUGUGGCCUAAACAUCUUCUUCAUCAUGCACCUUCUCCACCACCUCCUCCUACUUCUCAUCCUCGAUGGCCACCACCUCCUCCGUCUCUAACUCCUACAUCGUCUCCGCCUGACCCUUCUUCGUUUUGGCACCCUAACCAUCACCAACGACUAGUAUCAAACAAUGCUCUUACGGCAGGGACUCCUUGCUACCCUCAUCAACAACAACUAGGAACAAUGAGGCCAAUAUCGUCUGCACCACUAGUACCAGGAAUUUUACCACCAGCACAUGCCACCAUGUACAAAUUAGAGCACGGCAUUGGCGGCGUUCCAACACCACCGAGUUCUGGAUUUUCAUCAACAUCAGAUUCCCGGACUCAUCCCCAACUUGACCUCCUCCAUCCGCUGCAGACCAAAGACAAAGUAGAUGCAGCAAUUGGAGAUGUACUAACAAAACCGUGGUUGCCACUUCCUCUUGGUCUUAAGCCUCCUUCACUUGAUAGUGUUUUGGUUGAACUCCAACGUCAAGGCAUUCCAGAGAUCCCUCCCACAACCUCUGCUUCAACUUCUACAUCUACUGCCUCCGCUGGUGUUUGAUAUUGAUUGGCAGACUUGUUAACGACUUGAUCACUAAUAGUUCCCUUAGCUAUCAAUUAUUAAGGGUUCGUUGGUGGAUCAUGUAGGCAUUAGCUAGUUAUCUAGCUAGGCCUAAACCCAAUUCGACGAUUUUUCCUAUGUGUAGAUGCAUCGUUUGUAGCUACACAUCGAUCUCAUCUCAUGUUUUGAGUACACAGCUAGCUGUUUUUAGAAAGUGUUAUCUGCGUCAUCCUUUCUUCCGGAUUAUCCUUUAGUGAUGAGGAUUGAAUAGUUCUUGUUCUUACUGCAUGCAUGUCUUUCAUAUCGUGCAUGCAAGAACAUCUUUUCUCUCUUCUUUUUACAUUGGCACUUAAACCAUGAGCAAUAAAAUUGUGUAAUGGUACUGGUGAUGAGUUAUAUAUUAUAUAUAUGUCCCUUGAAUAAUGGAUCGAUGACAGUUACAACUUCAAC